AUGGGGCCACACUACCUGUGCUGCCGCCACCAUCUGGCACGAUUCAGGAAUCAGAAACCCUCACCUGCUGCAUGUGCGAUGCCUAUAGAGCUAUCGUCUGAUGAAAAGUCGCUGCGGGACGUCUCAAUCCAGGUACCACUCCCCCGGGGCACAGACCAUGACAUUGCCGUUCUGAGCGACCGGGAUGCCGCGGAGAUCCUACCUUACGAAGCCGAUGAUUCCCCUUUCCCGGAGGUACGGGCUGCUGUGCAGCCCAAGGAUGAUGUACUGCUACCGAUUAAUACCGUUCGCAUGUGGAUAAUUGGACUUCUCUUCACCGUAGUUGGAAGCGGUUUGAAUCAGUUUUUUAGCUUGCGGCAGCCUAGUGUCACCAUCAGUGCGCUGGUUGCACAGCUGGCUGCAUACCCUGUUGGCUGUGCUUGGGCCCGAUGGAUGCCGCUGGGUCGAUUGAAUCCGGAUCGCCAUUUCAACAUCAAAGAGCAUGCCUUGGUUACGAUUAUGGCCAAUGUCUCGUUUGGCUCGGCUGCAGCAACCCAGGUCAUCGAAGCCAUGGUCAAGUUCUAUGGCAUGCCCUCCAAGGGUGGCUUCGAGAUCCUGUUCACCAUCACCACGCAGUUGUUUGGGCUUGGUCUGGCUGGGAUGGCCUCACGCUGGCUCGUGGGGCCCGCAACGAUGAUCUGGCCACAGGUCCUAUCCAACGCUGCGCUUCUGUCUACCCUGCAUUCUCGGUCCAAUAUUCUUGCGGAUGGCUGGAUCAUUUCACGCCUGCGCUUCUUCCUCCUAGUUUUGUUCGCUGGAGCUAUUUGGUAUUUCGUUCCAGGCUACCUCUUCACAGCGCUGAGCACCUUCAGCUUUAUCUGCUGGAUUGCGCCAACGAACGUAGUCCUCAAUCAGCUGUUUGGCCAGCGGACUGGGCUAGGCAUGUCGGUGUUCACAUUUGACUGGGCGCAAGUAGUCUUUGCCAACCAAAGUCCGCUUUUGGUUCCUUUUUGGGCUGGGUGUAAUGUUAUGGGGUCAUUUGUUCUGUUUUUCUGGAUUAUCUGCCCGAUUUUGUACUACACUAACACCUGGUAUUCUGCCUACUUGCCACUGCUCAACCCCAAUACCUUUGACAAUAAGGGUCAACCUUACAAGGUUAAUCGUGUCAUGAAUCCAGACGGUUCGGUGAAUGCAGAGGCUUACCGCAGCUACUCCCCCAUGUUCCUUCCGGCGGGUUAUGCGGUGACUUACGGGGUCGCGUUUGCGAACCUGACUGGUAUCUUUGUCCACAUUGGACUUUACCAUUGGAAAGACCUAUGGGAGCAAUGGAAGGGACGGAACAAAAAAGAUAUCCAUUCGCGACUGAUGCAGUCGUACGUCGAAGUACCAUGGUGGUGGUUUGGCGUUGUGACGCUCCUGAUGUUUGUCCUGAGUAUUGUGACCAAUGAAGUGUGGCAUACGGGCUUACCCGCUUGGGCGGUGCUUCUGGCGUAUCUGUUACCGGCGGUCUACUUCAUUCCAAUUGGGAUUAUCAAAGCGGUGACUAAUAUCUCGAGCAACCAGCUGAACUUAAUCACAGAGUUUAUCGGAGGAUAUGCAUUCCUCGGACGUCCUGUUGCCAAUAUGGCUUUUAAGUUCUAUGGAUAUGUGGCUGUAUCACAAGGACUUGAGUUUGUUGCCGACAUGAAACUCGCGCACUACCUGCACAUUCCUCCCCGCAUACUGUUUCUGGCUCAGGGACUGGCUACGCUGAUCGGCGCUGCAGUGCAAUGCGGUGUGACCGUACUUAUGAUUACUCGGGUUGAUGGUAUUUGUGAACCAGAUUCAGCCGGUGGAUUCAGUUGCCCUCAUGGACAUGUGACGUACUCAUCGUCUCUGAUAUGGGGCGCGCUCGGUCCUGCGAGAAAUUUUUCCUCGGGUGAGAUUUAUGGCAAUCUACUGUGGUUCUUCCUAGUUGGACCUGUUGUUGUGGUCAUCACAUAUCUCCUGGGACGUCGCUGGAAGCAGUUCAGCUAUGUGUCAUGGCCGGUAGCGUUCGGCGCUAUGAGCCAGGUCCCUCCAGCGACGGGGAUCAGCUUUUCCUCGUGGUGGAUAGUGAACUCCAUCUUCAAUGGAAUCAUCAAGCGACGGAAACCGGCUUGGUGGGCGAAGUAUAACUACGUUCUGUCUGCCGCAUUGGACUCGGGCGUCGCUGUAGCCACCGUGGUCAUCUUCUUUUGCAUUAUUCUUCCCGCUGGCACGCUGCACUGGUGGGGGAAUGAGGUAUUUAAGCAGACGGCUGAUGGGAUGGGGACUCCGUGGAAGAAGCUGCCCGAAUCAGGAUUUUUCGGGCCCGAGAUAGGGACAUGGCAGUGA
Aspergillus tanneri is the source of this 2334-nucleotide messenger RNA. It is a transcript of the gene optF, whose product is annotated as small oligopeptide transporter, OPT family. The record is from RefSeq and is a predicted model, not a curated record. Gene Ontology annotation, biological process: transmembrane transport. The transcript is spliced from 7 exons. Gene Ontology annotation, molecular function: oligopeptide transmembrane transporter activity. NCBI's taxonomy places the organism in Eukaryota, Fungi, Ascomycota, Eurotiomycetes, Eurotiales, Aspergillaceae. Bases 1 to 2334 code for a protein of 777 amino acids.